UUCAUUAUAAGACCUCCUCGCAGUUAGGUUAUACCGCCUCUUGUCUUCUCGUCACUCAUCUCACACCUAAAAGCUUCCCUCAGCUUCAAACAAUGGUGUUUGUGAAGCCAUCCAAGUCGAACGCCUACUUCAAGAGGUACCAAGUCAAGUUCAGGAGAAGGAGAGCUGGUAAGACUGACUACAGGGCGAGGAUCCGUCUCAUCAACCAGGACAAGAACAAGUACAACACUCCCAAAUACCGUUUUGUUGUCAGGUUCACCAACAAGGACAUAGUCGCACAGAUUGUGUCCGCAAGCAUUGCCGGUGACAUUGUCAAGGCCUCUGCUUACGCGCAUGAGUUGCCUCAGUAUGGUCUCUCUGUUGGUCUUACCAACUACGCUGCUGCUUACUGUACUGGGCUUCUUUUGGCUCGCCGUGUUCUGAAGAUGUUGGAGAUGGAUGCAGAGUACGAGGGAAACCUUGAGGCUACCGGGGAGGACUUCUCCGUUGAGCCAACUGAGUCAAGGAGACCUUUCCGUGCUCUUCUUGAUGUUGGUCUCAUCAGGACCACAACAGGAAACCGUGUCUUCGGUGCACUCAAGGGAGCCUUGGACGGAGGACUUGAUAUCCCCCACAGUGACAAGAGAUUCGCUGGUUUCAGCAAGGAGAACAAGAACCUCGAUGCUGAGAUCCACAGGAACUACAUCUAUGGUGGUCACGUCUCCAACUACAUGAAGAUGUUGAACGAGGACGAGCCAGAGAAGUUUCAGACUCACUUCAGUCAGUACUUGAAGAAGGGAGUUGAUGCCGAGAAGAUGGAGGAGUUGUACAAGAAGGUUCAUGCUGCCAUCCGUGCUGACCCCAACCCUAAGAAGACUGUGAAACCUGCUCCCAAGGCACACAAGAGGUACAACUUGAAGAAGUUGACCUAUGAGGAGAGGAAGAACAAGUUGAUCGAGAGAGUCAAGGCAUUGAACGGAGCGGCUGGAGGUGAUGAUGAUGAUGAGGACGACGAAGAGUAAAGCACUGGAAAGUUCAGCGUCUCCUGAUGAUGUCUCUUGUAGGAGCUUUUACUUUUUUUGCAAGACUUGAGCAUUAAACUUUUGUUUUCACUUUUUAAUUUCGUUUGAGGAUUUUGAGUAUGAGGAUGCUAUUUUCUUUGAAGAAGUUAAAUCUUUUUGACAUUUUCA
Molecule: messenger RNA, 1169 nt
Organism: Raphanus sativus (radish)
Lineage: Eukaryota; Viridiplantae; Streptophyta; Magnoliopsida; Brassicales; Brassicaceae
Product: 60S ribosomal protein L5-1
Exons: 7
Coding region: 93-1001 (302 amino acids)
Biological process (GO): ribosomal large subunit assembly; translation
Cellular component (GO): ribosome; cytosolic large ribosomal subunit
Molecular function (GO): structural constituent of ribosome; 5S rRNA binding
Source: RefSeq, a predicted model, not a curated record